AUGAAGGCUGUGCUUGCGUUUGUGCUCUCCUUCAUUUUGAGCAUUGUGAAUGUCAACGCUGGUGAAUACACCGUUUUGAAGUCGUUGAGCACCACCGAGGCCGCCAGGUUGGGUAAACCCACUGAGAAGCAGGCUGACAAGCAGGACCCCUCACGCCACAAUAUGAACCGUGUAAUGGUCGACUGCUACACUGGCAUUUCCAAAAGUGCCCUUCCCGUGAUCCAGUUUGUCAUGAUGGGUGCUGUGGACCACCUCCAGAAGAAGCUAUUCAAGGACGUGUCGUUGAUCAUCACCAGGCACACAGCCCCCACCUCGGGUCACAAGUCGUUCUGCAAGGAUCCCACUCUCGACGUCUGCCUGGAAAAGAUCGAGAUCGACAAGAACGCCAAAAUCACCAACAGGAAGAAGAUUGAGUGCGUUAAAACAGGCAACCUGACCCAGCAGGGAACCAGGAUGAGGGUUACCUUCAAGGACGUGUUCAAGAACCCGGACAUGGACUACGAAAGCUUCCACGUGACCAUGAGCCCUAAGAAGUCGUGCAGAUACAAUUUAAUCGUGGAGCUUGAGGAGCCUAACAACUACGGUGACACCGUGCCUAAGGCCACGUGA
Molecule: messenger RNA, 609 nt
Organism: Babesia bigemina
Lineage: Eukaryota; Apicomplexa; Aconoidasida; Piroplasmida; Babesiidae
Exons: 1
Coding region: 1-609 (202 amino acids)
Source: RefSeq, a predicted model, not a curated record